Nomascus leucogenys (northern white-cheeked gibbon) is the source of this 3275-nucleotide messenger RNA. It is a transcript of the gene FCHO1, whose product is annotated as FCH and mu domain containing endocytic adaptor 1. Gene Ontology annotation, cellular component: clathrin-coated pit; plasma membrane; clathrin-coated vesicle. NCBI's taxonomy places the organism in Eukaryota, Metazoa, Chordata, Mammalia, Primates, Hylobatidae. The record is from RefSeq and is a predicted model, not a curated record. Gene Ontology annotation, biological process: clathrin coat assembly; clathrin-dependent endocytosis.
CCGCGCCGCAUCCGCGGAGGGAGGGGCGGGGCGGGCUCGGGUGUCAGCGACCAAGCCGCAGGUGGCGGCGAGCGCGGGGCUUGGCCCGAGCUCAGGAGAUGGGGAAACUGAGGCACAGAGCUGGACAGUGACUCAGACACCAGGAGCCGCCUGGAGUGGAGCUGAGAGCUCAGGUCUCGGCUCAGCCAGUCCAGAGUGCAAAUCUACUGUCCCUUCCUAGCUGUGUGAUCUUGGCAAGUGGCUUCCCCUCUUGGGGAGGGGAGGGCUCAGUUUUCCCAUCUGUGAAGUGGAUCAGAGCUUUCCUGUCAAGGCACUGGACGGGGCCUGCAGGGGUCUCCACAGAGACCAUCAGGAUGUCGUAUUUUGGGGAGCAUUUUUGGGGCGAGAAAAAUCAUGGCUUUGAGGUCCUGUACCACAGCGUGAAGCAGGGGCCCAUCUCCACCAAGGAGCUGGCGGACUUCAUCCGGGAGAGGGCCACCAUCGAGGAGACCUACUCGAAGGCGAUGGCAAAACUCUCCAAGCUGGCCAGCAACGGGACCCCCAUGGGGACCUUCGCCCCGCUUUGGGAGGUCUUCCGCGUCUCCUCGGACAAGCUGGCGCUGUGCCACCUGGAACUGACACGGAAAUUACAGGAUCUCAUCAAGGACGUCCUACGCUACGGCGAGGAACAGCUCAAGACCCACAAGAAGUGCAAGGAGGAAGUGGUGGGCACCUUGGAUGCUGUGCAGGUACUCUCGGGCGUCAGCCAGCUCCUACCCAAGUCCCGCGAGAACUACCUGAACCGUUGCAUGGACCAGGAGCGGCUGCGGAGGGAGAGUACCAGCCAGAAGGAGAUGGACAAGGCAGAGACUAAAACCAAGAAGGCAGCAGAGAGCCUGCGGCGCUCAGUGGAAAAAUACAACUCAGCCCGAGCUGACUUUGAGCAGAAGAUGCUGGACUCAGCCCUGCGCUUCCAAGCCAUGGAGGAGACACACCUGAGGCACAUGAAGGCACUGCUGGGCUCCUAUGCUCACUCGGUGGAGGACACGCACGUGCAGAUUGGGCAGGUGCAUGAGGAAUUUAAGCAGAACAUCGAGAACAUCAGCGUGGAGAUGCUACUCAGGAAGUUUGCAGAGAGUAAGGGCACAGGCCGGGAGAAGCCAGGACCUCUGGACUUCGAGGCAUACAGUGCGGCUGCCCUGCAGGAAGCGAUGAAACGUUUGCGGGGAUCCAAGGCCUUUCGCCUUCCGGGACUAAGCCGGCGGGAGCGGGAGCCAGAGCCACCUGCAGCUGUAGAUUUCCUGGAGCCCGAUUCAGGGACAUGUCCAGAGGUGGAUGAAGAAGGUUUCACUGUCCGGCCUGAUGUGACCCAGAACAGCACGGCCGAGCCCUCCCGUUUCUCGUCCAGCGACUCUGACUUCGACGAUGAAGAGCCCCGCAAGUUCUACGUGCACAUCAAGCCCGCCCCGGCCCGGGCUCCAGCCUGCAGCCCCGAGGCAGCAGCGGCACAGCUCAGGGCCACUGCGGGCAGCCUCAUCCUUCCUCCUGGCCCAGGGGGCACCAUGAAACGCCAUUCUUCACGGGACGCUGCUGGGAAACCCCAGAGACCUCGGUCUGCCCCCAGAACCAGCAGCUGUGCAGAGAGAUUGCAGUCAGAGGAGCAGAUGUCCAAGAACCUCUUUGGGCCGCCCCUGGAGUCAGCCUUUGACCACGAAGAUUUUACAGGCUCUAGCAGCCUGGGCUUCACCUCCAGCCCCUCCCCUUUCUCCUCGUCGCCCGAAAACGUGGAGGAUUCCGGCCUGGACUCUCCGUCCCACGCGGCACCUGGCCCCUCCCCAGAUUCCUGGGUCCCCCGCCCAGGCACCCCGCAGAGCCCGCCCAGCUGUAGGGCGCCACCCCCAGAGGCCAGGGGUAUCCGGGCACCGCCUCUGCCAGACUCGCCGCAGCCCCUCGCCCCGUCUCCAGGCCCCUGGGGGCUGGAGGCCUUGGCCGGAGGAGACCUGAUGCCUGCACCUGCUGACCCCACAGCCAGGGAGGGCCUGGCAGCCCCACCCAGGAGACUUCGCUCUAGGAAGGUGUCCUGCCCUCUCACACGUAGCAACGGGGACCUGUCUCGUUCCCUGAGCCCCUCCCCACUGGGCUCUUCAGCCCCCAGCACUGCCUUGGAACGGCCCAGCUUCUUAUCCCAGACAGGACACGGAGUCUCCCGGGGUCCGAGCCCUGUGGUCCUGGGCUCCCAGGAUGCCCUGCCCAUAGCCACAGCCUUCACAGAGUAUGUCCACGCCUACUUCCGUGGCCACAGCCCCAGCUGCCUGGCUCGAGUAACUGGGGAGCUGACCAUGACCUUCCCUGCUGGCAUCGUGCGUGUGUUCAGCGGGACCCCACCCCCACCUGUCCUCAGCUUCCGGCUUGUACACACAACCCCUAUUGAGCACUUCCAGCCCAACGCCGAUCUGCUCUUCAGUGACCCCUCCCAGAGUGACCCUGAGACCAAAGACUUCUGGCUCAACAUGGCAGCUCUGACCGAGGCCCUGCAGCGCCAGGCAGAGCAGAACCCCACCGCCUCCUACUACAACGUGGUGCUGCUGCGAUACCAGUUCUCCCGCCCGGGUCCCCAGUCUGUGCCUCUGCAGCUCAGUGCCCACUGGCAGUGUGGGGCCACCCUCACCCAGGUCUCAGUGGAGUACGGCUACCGGCCUGGUGCCACGGCUGUGCCCACACCACUCACGAACGUCCAGAUCCUGCUGCCUGUGGGGGAGCCUGUGACCAACGUCCGCCUGCAGCCGGCUGCCACCUGGAACCUGGAGGAGAAGCGGCUCACUUGGAGGCUUCCAGAUGUGUCCGAGGCAGGGGGCUCUGGCCGCCUCUCUGCCAGCUGGGAGCCGCUCUCAGGGCCCAGCACACCCAGCCCCGUGGCCGCACAGUUCACCAGCGAGGGGGCCACUCUGUCGGGCGUGGACUUGGAACUGGUGGGCAGCGGUUACCGCAUGUCGCUGGUGAAGAGGAGGUUUGCCACAGGGAUGUACCUGGUGAGCUGCUGAACCUGCAAAUGCUGCCGCCCCAACUCUACACUGCGCCCUGGUGCUGGCUGACCGCUCCCUGCCCUCCUGCCGGACCCUGGGGCCUCCCACCCCAGCCUCCCUGAGGCCCAGACUCCACGGAGAGGAGCACCAUGCCCAGCCUGGCUGAGCCCGAGAUUCGCUCCUCCCCCUCAUGCCAACCCCACACAGGUCCUGGCCUUUUAACAUUCUUUGAAUAAACACUUUAUUUUCUAAUAAAAUAAAAAACGAAACCUU